This is a messenger RNA of Dama dama (fallow deer), 945 nucleotides long. Its product is annotated as olfactory receptor 9I1-like. Bases 1 to 945 code for a protein of 314 amino acids. NCBI's taxonomy places the organism in Eukaryota, Metazoa, Chordata, Mammalia, Artiodactyla, Cervidae. Gene Ontology annotation, molecular function: G protein-coupled receptor activity; odorant binding; olfactory receptor activity. The transcript has a single exon. Gene Ontology annotation, biological process: G protein-coupled receptor signaling pathway; sensory perception of smell. The record is from RefSeq and is a predicted model, not a curated record. Gene Ontology annotation, cellular component: membrane.
AUGGGCAAGAAUAAUCUCACCAUAGUAACUGAGUUCAUCCUCAUGGGCUUUCCUGACUAUCCUGAGCUGGAGAUCGCUCUCUUCAUGGCAUUUCUGAGUUUCUAUCUAGUCACCCUCCUGGGGAACCUGGGCAUGCUCAUUCUGAUCCAGGAGGAUGCCCGACUCCACACCCCGAUGUACUUCUUUCUGAGCCACCUCUCACUGCUGGACACCUGCUACACCUCGGUCAUCACCCCUCAGGUCCUGGCCACCCUGGCCACGGGCAGGACGGUCAUCUCCUACGGCCAGUGUGCUGCCCAGUUCUUCUUCUUCACCUUCUGUGCAGGCACGGAGUGUUUCCUGCUGUCGGUGAUGGCCCUCGAUCGCUACCUGGCUGUUGGCAAUCCACUGCUCUACACCGUGGCCAUGCCUCCCAGGAUCUGCUGGGCGCUGGUCCUCGGAGCCUACGUCUGUGGGCUAAUGGGGUCCAUCCUGCGUACCUCAUGUACGUUCACCCUCUCCUUCUGUGACGACAAUCAGAUCAACUUCUUCUUCUGUGACCUCCCACCCCUGCUGAAGCUGGCCUGCAGUGACACAAAAGAUGUAGAGAUUGUCAUUAUCUUUUUUGGCAACUUUGUGAUUUUGGUCAACGCCUUGGUCAUCCUGAUUUCUUACCUGCUUAUCAUCAAGGCCGUUUUGAAGGUCAGCUCUUCAGGGGGCAGGGCUAAGGCUUUCUCCACGUGUGCCUCCCACCUCACUGCUGUGGCUCUGUUCUUCGGGACCCUUGCCUUCAUGUAUCUGCGGAGUGCUUCAGGCACAUCCCUAGAGGAAGACAAGGUGGUGACUGUCUUCUACACUAUGGUCAUCCCCAUGCUGAACCCUCUGAUCUACAGCCUGAGAAACACGGAUGUGAAAGCAGCCUUCAGAAAGGUCACUGGUAGGUUCCAGGUGUCCCAGAGCGUGUAG